This is a messenger RNA of Xylona heveae TC161, 969 nucleotides long. RefSeq lists its product as hypothetical. Lineage: Eukaryota; Fungi; Ascomycota; Xylonomycetes; Xylonales; Xylonaceae. The record is from RefSeq and is a predicted model, not a curated record. The coding region runs from base 199 to 753 and encodes 184 amino acids. The transcript has 2 exons.
GGCGGUCUUGUCAGCAGGGCCUUAACUUGUGUGCCAUUGGUGGCUUCGAGGGCGUUGCAGCCCCUGAAGUUGAAUCCACUUAAUAACUCCUGUCUGGGACCGUGAACGAAAUAUAAAUACAUCUACUCAUGCUCAACUGGAAAUGGACCCGCAAACUUGGAAAUCCGGAUCAAUUUCAAUUACCUGUUUGAGAACUUUAUGAUGUCGACCGUACGAUACAUCCCUCCUUCAAUUGCUGCAGGAGCAGCCAAUAAAUCAAUCAUUUGCAUUUAUGCCUGCGCAUAUUCCGCUACACCCGUUUCGGGACCUGGAAGCUCUACAAGUGGCACACAGACCAACCACUGGGUCUUAUUCUGCUGUGUCAAUCAGCGCGACUCAUACCGAAUUGAUCCGUCUCCUUCGGGCCCGAAUUUGACAAUCACGCCAAUAAUCACUUUUAAAGGCUAUCCGUACACGGCAAACGCUUCCAAGAUUUGCCAGCUUGAUACAUCAAGCCUGACUGUUGGCAGCUUUAUUGCACUUCUGGAAAGAAGCACCUACGACAAAUACCAAUUCGAUGCUGGCGGGCAGGGCUGCAGGUACUGGAUAUACAGUGUCGUCAACCUUCUUCAAUCCCAAGGGCACAUUCAAAAUUCUUCACAGACUCAAGCCGCCAUCAAUGCCCUAGGAAUAGUCUGGGGAGACAAUCAUCAGCCCCUUCCUACUUCACAGCAGACGGGAAUUACUCCUGGAAGGUUCUAUGCCCUUAGUUAGAUUUUAUAGAAUCAUAUCAAACCCCUUAGAAACAGGUGCAUCCGAGCUAUGAGAGCACUGAAAUCGUCACUAUUUAGGAAAGGGUGGUUUGACGGAAUAUAUGUUGAAUUGCCUGUUAUGGUCUGUAGGGACUGGCGGCGUGGUUAUGGCUUAAUUGCGCAAAUGUGGUUCAGCUUUUGGAUGAAUCCUUCAUAUAUUGGAUUGAGUUUCACUCUC